AUGACAGAUCACGUCCUGCUUUUAAGCAACGGUGGUUUGUGUUUUGAUUCUCGUACAAUACGAUUUUAGUUGGUGAAAUAUCCAGGAAUUGUGGAUUGUUUUGUAAAUGUAUUGUUUAGUUGGUGAUGUAUUUAUAUAUUAGAUUUCCCUGAAAUAUAAUAAUAUCACAGAUAAUAUUAGCUACUUCAAUCUUGAAUGCCGUUGUGUUGAUGCAGUGAAAAACUGAAUGCUUUUCCUUUUGAAAAUAUGGAAACAGUAGAAAUUGUAGGUGGAUUAAGUAUUAAGGACAUUGCAGAAGGGGGGGCAGAAUUUGAGGUACAGUCAAUUUCACACAAUGGAGAUGACAGAGGAGAAGAAGAAGAAAAAGAAUACAACCAACAGUUAGAAAAUUACAUAAAGUUAGAAUGCCUUGACUGUGGAGACUCAUAUGAUGGUUGUGAACCCUUUUUGAAUAUUGCUAAGAAUAUGGAAGAUCUUUUGCCAAAUGGAAAAAUAAAAAAGAGAAUACUUAAAGAAGGAUAUGGACCAAAACCCGAAGAAUCAUCAUCUGUUAUCAUACAUUAUAAUGCAUAUGUACAGCUUGAAGCACACCCAUUUGAUUCAACUCAUGCUAGAAAGACGCCUCACACAUUUAAAAUUGGGCAACAAGAAGUCAUAGAAGGUUUAGAAAUAGCAGUCCGUUCAAUGAGGUUGACAGAAAAAGCCCAAUUUUUAAUUGACCCAGAACUUGCUUAUAGAAAUGGAGUAUUAGGAAGAAUUCCGCCUAAUUCAGUAGUUCUGUUUGAAAUUGAAUUAUGUGUUGUACAAGAACAGGGUCAGCAAGAAGAACCUGCAGUUAAUGAGAAGCAUUUUCAAGUAGUUUACAAUACUUGCUUAGCGUUGUGCGUCAAAGGCAAAAAAAUGUUUAAAUUGCAAGACUAUCAAGGUGCCAUUAAAGUGUAUUCUACUGCUGUUAACAAGUUAGAGGAUGCCGUUUUAGAUGAUUAUGAUGAUCAAAUAAAAAGUGAAGCAUUACUUGUGCGAUUGUAUACCAACUUACUCAUCUGCUGUACGCAUGCUAAAAUUCCUAAACGUGGCUGUGUCUUUGCACAGAAAUUAUAUGAAAUGUCUAAGAAUGGUACUUUUGAAAUCAGUGCAAAAGUUUAUUUUAAUCAUGCGAAGUGUCAGAGGAUGAUCGGUGGUACUGGUGCUUACAGCUUUGCUGAACGAAAACUCAUUCAAGCAAAAGCGUUAGAACCCGAUAAUUUAGAAAUAAAAAAGGAAUUAGCCUCGUUAAGAGAAGAAAAAGAAAAACAUAGAAGUCAUGAAAGAAGUUUGGGAAAAGCACUUCUUUCAUAAAUUUAUUAGUUUUAGUUUUGCUGUUUUGAAAUACUGACAAAUAUAUUUUAUAUUAUACCCUUAACGAAUUGAUAAAUAAAUAGUUUUUAUUAUUUGUAA
This is a messenger RNA of Zophobas morio, 1437 nucleotides long. RefSeq names its product inactive peptidyl-prolyl cis-trans isomerase shutdown-like. Gene Ontology annotation, cellular component: cytoplasm. The transcript is spliced from 2 exons. The record is from RefSeq and is a predicted model, not a curated record. Gene Ontology annotation, biological process: piRNA processing; spermatogenesis. Gene Ontology annotation, molecular function: Hsp90 protein binding; peptidyl-prolyl cis-trans isomerase activity. Bases 247 to 1338 code for a protein of 363 amino acids. NCBI's taxonomy places the organism in Eukaryota, Metazoa, Arthropoda, Insecta, Coleoptera, Tenebrionidae.